Budorcas taxicolor (takin) is the source of this 1197-nucleotide messenger RNA. It is a transcript of the gene KHDRBS3, whose product is annotated as KH RNA binding domain containing, signal transduction associated 3. The transcript is spliced from 9 exons. Lineage: Eukaryota; Metazoa; Chordata; Mammalia; Artiodactyla; Bovidae. The record is from RefSeq and is a predicted model, not a curated record. Gene Ontology annotation, molecular function: mRNA binding. Bases 1 to 1041 code for a protein of 346 amino acids. Gene Ontology annotation, biological process: regulation of alternative mRNA splicing, via spliceosome. Gene Ontology annotation, cellular component: nucleus.
AUGGAGGAGAAGUAUCUGCCGGAGCUGAUGGCGGAGAAAGACUCCCUGGACCCCUCCUUCACGCACGCCCUGCGGCUGGUGAACCAAGAAAUAGAGAAGUUUCAAAAAGGAGAAGGCAAGGAUGAAGAAAAGUACAUUGAUGUGGUGAUUAAUAAGAACAUGAAGCUGGGACAGAAAGUGUUAAUUCCUGUAAAACAGUUUCCUAAGUUCAACUUUGUGGGAAAACUUUUGGGGCCACGUGGAAAUUCUCUGAAGCGUUUACAGGAAGAAACCUUGACAAAAAUGUCCAUCCUUGGAAAAGGCUCCAUGAGAGACAAGGCAAAGGAGGAAGAGUUGAGGAAAAGUGGAGAAGCAAAGUACUUCCAUCUCAAUGAUGAUCUCCACGUUCUCAUUGAAGUUUUUGCACCCCCAGCAGAAGCCUAUGCCCGGAUGGGACAUGCUCUGGAAGAAAUCAAAAAGUUCCUCAUUCCAGACUAUAAUGAUGAAAUCAGGCAGGCACAGCUCCAGGAAUUAACAUAUUUGAAUGGUGGUUCCGAAAAUGCCGAUGUCCCAGUGGUUCGAGGGAAACCUACCUUACGUACAAGAGGUGUACCAACCCCAGCAAUAACCAGGGGCAGGGGAGGAGUCUCAGCCCGGCCGGUGGGAGUCGGGGUACCACGGGGGACGCCGGCUUCCAGGGGCGUCCUCUCCACCCGAGGGCCAGUGAAUCGCGGAAGAGGACUGCUCACUCCCAGAGCACGAGGAGUGCCCCCAACUGGGUACAGACCUCCACCGCCGCCCCCGACGCAGGAGACCUAUGGAGACUAUGACUAUGAUGAUGGAUAUGGCACUGCUUAUGAUGAACAGAGUUAUGAUUCCUAUGAUAACAGCUAUAGCGCCCCAACCCAAAGUGGUGCUGAUUACUAUGAUUAUGGACAUGGACUCAGUGAAGAAACUUAUGAUUCCUAUGGGCAAGAGGAGUGGACUAACUCGAGACACAAGGCCCCCUCGGCGAGGACCGCGAAGGGCGUCUACAGGGACCAGCCAUACGGCAGAUACUGAUUGUGCUGUCUGCUGUUGUGACAUAGCCAGUCUCCACCAGUCCUGUAUACUGUUCAAAGUAAUUUUUUUCUAUGAACAAUCCCUUUUUAAAUAAAUCAAAAUGCUUAAAAUCUGAAUGGAUGGAAUUUAAAACUACUUUGUUGAAACAUCAACCUG